Molecule: messenger RNA, 1477 nt
Organism: Gracilinanus agilis (Agile Gracile Mouse Opossum)
Lineage: Eukaryota; Metazoa; Chordata; Mammalia; Didelphimorphia; Didelphidae
Gene: SPINT2
Product: serine peptidase inhibitor, Kunitz type 2
Exons: 5
Coding region: 471-1052 (193 amino acids)
Molecular function (GO): serine-type endopeptidase inhibitor activity
Source: RefSeq, a predicted model, not a curated record
ACUGGGGCUCAGAAGGUGGGGCGCGCGCGCAGCGGCCGGACGGGUCCUGGGGCUACAGUGAGCUCGCUCUCUCGCCCUUGCGCACGCCGGGGCCACAGCCAGACCCCCCCCCCUCCGACGUCCUCGGCGGCCCACGCUACCCCCAACUUCGGCCUACGGCGGCGGGCGACGCGAGUCUCUUUCUUCGAAUCUCCCCCGCACCCACCUGAGCGAGAGCCGCGAAGGUCGACCAAUCGGCGGCAGUGGCGGCCGGAGCCUCUCCGACCGAACCUCCCCCGCCCCCACCUGCGGAGACCGACCAAUCAGCGGCAGCGGCAGCUGAAUUCCUCUCUGACCGAACUGCCCACGCCUCCACCUGCGAAGACUGACCAAUCGGCGGCAGCGGCUACGCGGACCCCUCUUUCCGACCCUUAGCUACAGCAACGGUCCUCGGCUGCGGCUCGCGCGGGACGGUCGGAGCACGGCCUGGGAUGGGGCAGCAGCCGCAUUUCCCGGCCCUGCUCCCCCUGCUGGGGGUCCUGCUUCUGGCCGGGGCAGCCUGGAGCUUCGACGAUCUCCCCGCCAGCCCUAGGGGAACGGAGGAGCCAGCCAACCUUCAGGCUCCCAAAAAGCAAGACUCAGAAGUAUUUCCUGGCAAUGAUUUCAACUACGAAGACUACUGUGCAGCCAAAGCAGUCACUGGUCCCUGCCGGGCAGCCUUCCAACGAUGGUUCUUUGAUGUUGAGAAGAAUACCUGUGCCCAUUUCAUCUAUGGAGGAUGUCGAGGCAAUAAAAACAGCUACCUGACCCAAGAGGACUGCAUGUCAAAAUGUUUCGGCAAGCGCACCUACAACUCAUCUCACCCUGUCAUGCCCCACUCCACCAAAGAACCUCUCUUAUCCCCAGCCGUGGCCUUGGCGGUGCUGCUGGCAGUGAUGGCGGCCGUCCUCCUGGGAGCCAUGGUGGUCAUCUUUAUCAAGAUGGCCCGGAAGAACCAGGCAAGCGCGUUGAGCACGGUGUGGAGCCCUAUCGAUGACAAGGAGUACCUGGUGAAGAGUGCCUACACCAUCUGAGGAGGCUGGGGAGCCCCAUCCUGUGAGCAGUGGCAGCAGCAUCCCUUGGCUUCCGUCUUUUCUAUGCAAGCUGCAACAAGGGCUCAAAAUCUCCUGAUGAAGUGUAAAUAUGAGAAAUCGUUGGGUGCGGGGAAGAAGGGAAAGCAAAUUGUAGAAAGGCUGCGUGUUGGGUUUUUUUGUUUCCUCUUUAGUUUUUUAAGUGCGAUUGAUUUGUGUAUGACCUAUUUUUUAUUCCAAGAGGCAAGCGAAGCACGCUUCUGAGUUUUGUUUGUUUAGGGGGGAGGGGGGCGGUCGGGAAGUGGGGCAUUUUGGUUCAGAAAUAUUUCUAAAGAAACCAAAGCACGGAUUUUUAUUUUAGGAUUCUGAAAGGGGGUAGAGGAAGAAAUGUGAAAGAUGAAUAAAAGUGCCUUCUCUUUGAAAAUCCA